Molecule: messenger RNA, 1404 nt
Organism: Pelobates fuscus (common spadefoot toad)
Lineage: Eukaryota; Metazoa; Chordata; Amphibia; Anura; Pelobatidae
Product: hepatic lectin-like
Exons: 8
Coding region: 125-901 (258 amino acids)
Biological process (GO): biological process involved in interspecies interaction between organisms
Cellular component (GO): external side of plasma membrane
Molecular function (GO): D-mannose binding; fucose binding
Source: RefSeq, a predicted model, not a curated record
CUUGGAUACAACACAGUGACAGAGGAAAUGUCUAAAUGAAUCAGUUGUCACAUUCUGUGCACAAGUGGUUUCCUUUUUAACUUUCGGGUGCUUUUUCUCUACUCUGAAUUGGAGAUUGUGAAUAAUGGAUUUGGAAAUAUCAGAGAAUGAGUACCAAAACAUGGAGACCCUACAUUACAAGAAAAAGUCAAAAAUGUUAGCAGAUUCCGGGAAGUACCCACCAUCCCAACCACGGGCCACAAAACAGUCAUUUCGUGUGCUUUAUGGACUGGUAGCAAUCUGUGCUGGACUUCUUUUAAUGACUGCCUUGUUAAGUGUGCUUGUCACAUAUCGAGAACUGAAACAGAUGGACCAGAAACUAGAAUCCAUGUUUAUUAAUCUGAAUGUUAGUAUGAACUCACAGAUGGAGCACAAUUCUCAAGAAAACAGAUUGCAGCUAGAGGCUUUCAAUUCCACAUCGGAGAGACUGUCCGUUUGGGCCUUCAAGCAAUCAAUCAAAUUCUUGGACCCCAUCUGUGAACAAGGCUGGUCAUAUUCCCAAUUGAGUUGUUACAAAUUCUUCAAAGAUAAGAAAUCAUGGACUGAUUCUAAAGCAUUUUGUGAGUCAAAGAACUCUCACUUGGUGGUAAUCAACAAUCAGGCUGAACAGGAUUAUGUACCUGCUUUUGCUGCCAAUAUGGUUGCUUGGAUCGGUCUCACUGAAGUGGAUGGGGACUGGAAAUGGGUUGAUGGAACAAAAUACAACCUUACUCAAACCCAUUGGAGUGUAGGACAACCAGAUAAUUGGUUUGACCCCGAAAAGAAGGAACAUGAAGACUGUGCCCUUCUUUUAACUAGUGGUAAAUGGAAUGAUUUGCAUUGGUCUUAUCCUAAUUCAUUCAUCUGCGAAAAGGAAAUCUAAUCUCAUCGAGGAUCAGAAUCACAUGCAGAGAAUAUGACAAGAUCAAAUGUACCAACACAAGACAAGAGGGCAAAUAUCCUGUAUUGUAUACUUAUCAUUGGAGAUAAGGAAAAAUGACUUAUCACCAGCUAUAUGUCUACUAAUAGGACUAUCUACUAAUAACUAAUACUAUAUGUUAACUCGUUUGAGCAGGGUCCUCAUCGACCUAUUGUUUCUGUAACAUUUUGUAAUUGUUUCAUUUAUUGUACAAUUUUCCACUUUUUCUUAAAAUUGUAAAGCUCUGCAGAAUAAGGUGGCACUUUAUAAAUGCCCAAUAUAAUGAUAAUAAUAUGAUACAGGCACUUUUCUUAGUGUAUAUAUCAGAGAUUUUUGGGAGAGAAUUAUUGUUAAGAGCACAACAAAAUAACACUUUGAUAACUUUUGAGUCUGUUCUAUCACUUACAGUAAAUAUAAUAUUGUUAUGUACACUGAUCAGCUACAACAUUAAAAUCACCUGUCUAAUA